UAAAGAGUGCACAACAGAUAUGGACUCCGACACGUGGAACGCGUACCACAUCGUUAGCAACAGGGCGCGCUCUGUGUGCUACGCUGCCCGCCAGCAGCUCUUCCGGCGUCGCGCCGAGCACACGGUCAACACUCUGAUCUCCACAGCAGCCAGCCAGCUGGAUGCAAUGAAGGAGCUGAAGGAAGGGCAGCAGGAGCUGAGAGAACUAAAUGCAGACUCCGUGGACAAGCUGCUUGCGGGGCACAGUGCCCUGCAGACCCAGCAGGGAAAACUGUUUGAGGGAGCUCAUGGAUAGUUCACUGAAGGCCAAUUUGGAGCACCUGGGCCAGGAGAAGGCCCUCAUUGCCUCUGGACA
Messenger RNA from Thalassophryne amazonica, 355 nucleotides. Its product is annotated as protein brambleberry-like. Bases 20 to 295 code for a protein of 91 amino acids. The record is from RefSeq and is a predicted model, not a curated record. NCBI's taxonomy places the organism in Eukaryota, Metazoa, Chordata, Actinopteri, Batrachoidiformes, Batrachoididae. The transcript has 2 exons.